Molecule: messenger RNA, 10264 nt
Organism: Oxyura jamaicensis (ruddy duck)
Lineage: Eukaryota; Metazoa; Chordata; Aves; Anseriformes; Anatidae
Gene: CPLANE1
Product: ciliogenesis and planar polarity effector 1
Exons: 52
Coding region: 387-9827 (3146 amino acids)
Biological process (GO): cilium assembly
Cellular component (GO): ciliary transition zone
Source: RefSeq, a predicted model, not a curated record
CCUCAGUGCGCUGCCCCGGGUCCGCCAGGGGUCCCCUGGGUGAUGGGGUGUGCAGUGUGCUGCCCCCCUGAGUCUGAGGCGGCUCCGUGGUGGUUCUGGUCUCUUGCACAGAAAGGAAAACUUCAUGGUUUUCCUCACGGUCAGUCUUCUUGUUAGUGCUUUCAGCGAGGUGUCUUGUCUUGUGGCUUCUUUCUCUCGAUUCCUUCUGGAGUAUAUAACCUGUGGAUAGCCAGUGAACCAUGUGAGCGAAAGUAGCAGUGAAUAGCCAAUGAACUGUAGCGCGUGUGCGAGUGAAAACAGCAGUUACUGUGGAGAUGCAGGUAUGUGAAAAACCCAUUAUUACACACAUAUAUUUUUAAUUAUGGUUACCUACUGGUUUUACAAGAAUGGAGAUUAAGCUAGAUGUUCUCAUCUCUACAUCUAUCAAACAAAGAAAACCAUGGACUCGCAUCUCCUGGAUUGGACAGGAAAAAGAGUCUGUCUUUCUUCUAGAUGAUAAACAUAUAAAUGAAAUUAACUUGCCAUCGGGGAAGACAAAGAAAAAAAUCCCUCAGCUGCAAUCACUGUUAAAAAAUGUAGUUGUCUUGACAACAUCAGGAAAUGGUGCUUGGUUGGCAGGAAUACUUACAACAGGAGAGCUAUUUCUUUGGAAUAAAGAUAAGGACCGCUUGAAAAUCAUUCCAGCAAUCGAAGAGUCUAGGAAGGUUGUUGCAGCAGCACAAGAGUGUUUGAUGAGAUUGUACUUGUAUGUGUCCGGAGAUGGCAGAAAGGCACUGUUAACUACUCCUACAGCAUGUGUCUUUCUGUGGGAGAGCACAGAACAUGAAAAUGAACCGUCCCAUAAAAGUUCUUCUGGACAUUGGACACAAAUUUUGCCUGAUGAAUCAGUGAUGUUACCUUCUACUGAAGAAAAAGAAAUUGGAGUACAUGCUGCUUUUAUACAAAAUGAGAUACUGGGUGAUUGUUGUUUGUGCUCGUUUGUGUUUUACUCUGAAGAGUGUUUGGUACUCACAUUUUUGAUUCUGCGAUGGCAUGAAUAUAGCUUUAAAUAUGUUAGUUCUUUGCCAUACCAGAUCCACUGGGUACAGCAGACUUGUUCUCUUGUUAAUUUGAAUCCUCAGUGUGUAUCUGUAAAGUCAAGAGGAGCUUUGCUAUCUGCAUUUGCAAGAGAUGGACUGUUACUUGCAGUAGCUGUUAACCAAAAUGAUCCAAAGGCAACUCAGAUUUUGUUUUUAAACACCCUGAAUUUUGUAACUGUUUCGGGUAGCCUUAAAGGUUGUAGUAGCAAGAGUGGCACCGUCCCAUCCAAGUUUAUUAGAUCCUACUGGGUUGGUGAUAUGAGCUGGACUGCUGAUAGCCUUUUCUUGGCUUGCAUGUUAAAACGUGGGUCUUUGAUUUUAUUGACUUGUAUGGGUGAAUUGCUGACCUUGAUUACUUCUGGCUGCUCUGUAGAAUUUGGACCAGCAGAAUUUAUUCCGUUUCAUCCACUAAUAACAUACAGACAGCACCACUCAUUGUGUCAAGACUCUAGUCAGACUCUUGGUUCUUCAGCCUCUGAAAGUGACCUUAUGAGACAGAGAUUUUCUGUUGCUUCACACUCAAGAUUACCCUACCUCAUUGUCUCUGAUGGAUACAUGAUAACAGUGCUAAGACUUCCUAACAAUCUUUCACCAGCAGGAUUUUUAAGAUCCCUUUUGCUUGAUUCAACACAACGGCUGGAAAAUGUCCGAAGGAAUUUAGUGAACUCCAAGUCUAAAGAGAGACAUCUACAUAUUCGAUCACUGUUGUCGUUAAAAGCUACCCUUUUAAAACACAUUCAAAAUCACAACUCCAUCAAUCCCAACAUUCCAAAAUUUCUGGAAGAGGACAAAACGGAAAUCAGUGAGAAAACCAUGGACUUACUGGAUUAUGAAGAAGAAUCAGACGAUGAAAAACAUUUUCAUAAUAGCUCUUCCAGCUACGUUAGCCAAAGAAUCCCCUCAUUUGUUGGUAAAGCUGAUCAAGGCCACUUAGAAUUUGCAUCAAUGUUUGAUACUAUUCAUGCAAAAGAGAAUGCUGAAGAGAAAGAUAACUUACCAGUGGAACUGCAUUCCAUACAGAAAAAUCUCCUUGCUGCUUGGCGGAUAGGGGUUUCAAAAAAUAUGCAAGAGAAGGAUACUUUCCUAAAUUAUACAGUAAGCUGCAUUACCCAUUUUUUCAACAUUCUUCAGUUUGUGAAAUGUUCCCUGCUAAAUCAGGAUGCACUUUUAUGCAAGUCCAUGAAGAAUACUCACUGGAUUCAUUGUGUUUUAAAAUAUUUUCAGCAGUACUUAACUGUCUUGCAGUGGCAUUCAAAAGCCAGUCUUACUGGGCAUGUGACAAAGCUGACACUGCAAACUUUAAAGUUGAUGCUCGUUCAGCAGCAAGAUCCAUUGUUCUCCAAAAACCUUUUUGCAUGCUUCUGUCUUUUGAAGAUGGUUUCUCACACUCUAAGUAGCAUAUGCAUACCACAGUAUGAGAAUUUUUUUGCAUCUCCUGGUGUUCAUAGUCUUGUGGAGCUUGACUCACUUGUUGUGCCUAUUUUCCUACUUCUUGAUGACAACGCGACUCAGAAAUUCAGCUCACUGAAAUCUCUGCUUAGAGAGCCUCCUCGAGCAGUAAACUAUGAUGAAAAGACAGAAAAAAGAUUGGUUGUACUAUGGCGACUAUUGUAUAACAAAGUGGUGUGGUAUCAGGUGCAGCUGAACAGAAGAGCAUACAAGAAUGCAGAAGAGGAGUCUGUUGUCUCAUUGCUCUUAAAUCAUAUACAAGCAACUCUCCAGUCUUCAGGAGUGGCCUUAGAACAACAUUUGAAGAUUAAUUCAGUAGCUGGUGAGGAGAAGUUCCUUUUAGGCUCAUACAGAGAAUCUGUGGAUGUUUGGAAAAGAUCUCUUUGUGAAAUCAAGGCAAAGGGAGGAAAAAGAGCAUGCUUUCUUCAGACUAGAUACUACCUUGCUAUACUGUUCUGCCAUCUGUAUCACUAUAACUUGUGUGAGGCUCAGGGACUCUGUGAUCAUCUAGUACAAGAAAUUCUGAGGCGAUCACAGGUCUCAAUGAAGCAGAUGGAAAAAUUUUCUGACACUAAGUAUUCUCAGCAUGAACUGUGGAUGAUAACUGAUGUUCAUACUGAAGCUGCUAUGGCUGUGAUUCGAUCCAUGGCACGAUUCAUGGCUGCUUAUUUCACAAAUCAGCUGCUCUAUAUCUUUCCACCCCACAAUGUUGACAUCCUACAUCCACUCCACAUUGAACCAGAUAUAUCCCCCCGUAUUAUUCCACUGCAACAUUGUCUGGUUACCAGAGCUAUCAGGGACCAGAACCUUUCAUCUGUGUGGACAGCUGAAUAUGCUCUUGACUUGUUCUUUGUUGGUGGACUCAUGCCAGAGGCUGUGUGGUUGACACACAGACUGGGUAACUGGAAACUGUCUGUGUCAAUUGGUGUUGCCUACCAUCUGUAUUGUCAGAACUCUAAUGAAUUCUCAAGACUGAAAAACACCGAGCAUCAUCUGCCAUUAAGCAUAUCACCAGUGCAGACUUUUAAGGAAAAGUUACAGUCUUUGUUAGGACAACCAGUAACUUCUGAAACAUCAACUGAAGGAGAUGUUAAAUACAAGCAGUUUACAGAUCCCAUUGAAGAGGAAGAUGUAAAUGUUCUUUGCAGUUCAGUACAGGAUCUACUGAAAGCUGCUGUUAUGGCAGAUGCUGAUAUUCUCUCAGAGAUGUUUAAGCUUUUGAUGGAUUCUGCCAAGGAUCUUAGCGGAAAAUUAUAUGGUUUAGUUCCAAGUGGGCUUUAUCUUCCUGCACCACCAUUAUACUGUCCUCAGCCAGCUUCUCUCAGUGAAGAAGACUGCAAUGACAUUAUUUUAAAAACUGAGAGAGAAAAUCGUGAGAAAGUAUCAGGAAUUCUUCAGCGAAUUAUCUUACUCUUCCAAGCUGCUCAUUGUUCCUGCCCUGCAGCACAGUGGUAUAUUUCACAACUGAAAUGGGCAAGAAAAAUUAUGCAAAAAAUUCGAAUGAAAGGAUGUCUUCCUUCAAUGAAUCCAUUCCCAGAGACUCUGCUUCAUUACUGCAAUUUCCGUACUGUUUUCUGUAGCUCUACAUCUUCUAGAGACCAUCAACUUGAUGAUAUUUCCUGUAAAAUUUUAGGUUGGUUCAGAGAGCUAUGUGCACUGUGUUGGAUGUUACAUGUUCGUGAAAGAUUAUCUGAAAGCUGUAGGCGGUACCAAACUGCAAGGGAAAAUGCAAAUAUGCAUAAGGAUUUAAAGAAGAAUGAAUAUGGUACCUCCACAGUUGAUCAUUGUCUGAAUGCAGCGGAAUGGGCUUGCCGAAUGAUUCCCUUCUGCAGGUUCAUGAAUGUUGAAGAAAUAGUUCAAGAUGUCAUUUUGAGCCUGCUUGGAGAACUGCCACCAGGCAAAAAGGUGGCAGAAAUUUUUGUAAAAGCAUUUCCUAAUCCUGAAGAUGUAAGGGUUCCACUAAGAGAUAAAUAUCAUGGUCUCCAGCAGCGACUCAGACAAUGUACUGUUAAAGGUCCUGAAAGUGAAGAAAUGAUGUCCGUUGUUAUACAGGCUGCGGAAAAAUCUAGAAUGAAGGCCUUGAGGCGUGUAAUAAGGAAUAUAGGCCCCAUAGAAGUUAAUAUUUGGGAGCCAACAGAAGAGGGAGCUAAUGAGGAAGUGGAACACUGUUACGACAGAUUCUCGUUAGGCACUAGUCUAAGCAGAAGCACACUUACUGAUCUUGGCAGUCCUCAGUUAUAUAGUGAUGCUGAAACAGCAGAUACACUGUCUGAUGCUUUGCUUACCGAAGAAAUGAGAGCUCAAACACCUUCACCACAAAGGGAUAAUGAACAUCAGGGACAAGGAGAUAUAGGGAGCAAAAAUACUACCUGCAAGACAAAAGCUCUUAACUGGAAAACAAAACAUAAGGAAAAAGUGCAUGGAAAAGGCACACAUAAUCAGUGUAAUUUACCUAUAGUUGGUGCAUGGGAGUUUGAACGUGAUGAUGAUGAAUAUGUUAUUUUCUUAGAGCUUUUUUUGAGUUAUAUUCUUGAGAGAGACCUUAUAAAGUAUUGUGACCUUGGAAUUCCAUUUCUUACUAGCUUUUCUGGACUUCUUCGAGAGCAUGAAUUAAACUCUCUCUUUUUUGAUGUUCAUACAACAUUAAAACGUCGACAAGUCAAAACUAGAAGCCAAAGUGUGUUUAGAGCAGGUUCUUGCUAUACUGUCACCCUGGCAUCUUGCAAUCCUGGAACAGCUACAGCUUCUGUCCAUAGUAUAAACAAAAAUGUUUUGAAAAAUCCAGCCAUUGUACAGUUCAUUGCACAGAAAAGAGAACCUUGUAUGCAUAACCUAGUCAAGGGGUUUAAAGAAGGAUUAUUUGGUUUGAAACACAAAUCAGUUUACAGAGCUCAGGGUGACAGUCAAGGAGUAACUGUUGCAUCAGCAAGCCAGAGCAUCCCUAAGCAUACUUUCUCAAGCUUACCAUCUUCGGCAACUUCUAAAUACAUUUACAAAACUCAUGUACUUGAUACUGUACCUGGAGAAGAACUAGCUAUAGAAUUCUUGGGUAAAUUUAACAAUAUUGCAAAACUGCUUGAGUGGUUGAUCAGAUGGUCUGAUAAGAAGCUGCCCUGUGAUUCCAAUCAACAAGAUUCCACAGACGAGAGUUUCCCUAUGAUACAUGUGAAAACAUCAGCGGCUGCCAUCCUUUCUUCUUUAUGGCUGAUUGAACAGUUGUACGGAGAUGGAUCACAAGCAAGGAAUACAACAUUUAAGAGUCCAACUAUUCAAUGUCUGGAAGAAUUUGCAUCUCUAUCAGAAGCCCAGCCUAGUACAGAGAAGGAAAGUAGUGUGGAUGAAGGCUCUUCUGUACUGGCUGAUCCUCCACUUGAUGUCCAGAAUGUACAAGCCUAUGAUGACCUUCAUGAAACCAGUUUGGGAAUGUCUACAGAAUCAAAACAUUUUGAUAAGAAGGAAAUUAAUUGUGGGAAUUAUUCUCUACCUCAUUUGACUGGAGAUCUUAAUGAAGUGGAGCCAUUUGUUCAGGAGGAGUUAGAUGUAACAUCAGAAAGUGAAGAGUUCUUUGAGGAGCCAUAUGAAACUCCAAAGAGCUCCAAUAGCUCUGUCAGGAUCAAAACUGGAAAGCACGUCUCCAUUUCAGAUGUAGAUAGUCUACAGGAAGAUCAAAAGGCGGAAAAAGCAAAAGAAGGAAAGGCUGAACCUAAUGUCACAACUGAGGUAGCUACUAGCACCAUUUCUAAAUCAUUCUCUUUAGAACAAGAUUCAGAAGUUCCUGGUAAUGUAGAGGUUUCUGUAAGUCAUAGUCAGCCUUCUCUGAUUGGUAUGUCAAGUGUAUCAAGUGUUGUCUCCAAUACUUCCAUGUGUGCAAAAAAACAAGACAUCAAGAAAGAACUUCCUACAGAAGAGAUACAAAACACAUCAGAAACUGUCAGGCAAAUGCUCCAAGAUGAAAUGUUUAAGUUAGUUCAGCUACAGCAAAUCAACUUCAUGAGUUUAAUGCAAAUAGUCCAGUCAUCCUGUGCGAACCUGCCAAAUUUGCAACAAAUUUUACAACAGCAUCAAUCUGUCCACCUGGAAGGAAGCCAGACUGUACACAGGGCAAAAGGCAAUGGCUCUGGAAGAUCUUCAUGUUCUCCUAAUGCUUUUUUGAAAACUGAACUGCCCACUCAAGAAGAUAAAGGAAAAUCUGAUCAAAAGAGCUCAGAUUUUCAACCAAGGAAUAGUUUAAAAGAUGAAAGCAACAAUGGCAACAUAAGAAAUCAUCUGGAUAUGUCUGUUUCUUUAAGCCGGCUAGAAAGCCACAGCAAAGAGACAGGAUUUAUGCCACCAUCUCAAGAUUUGCAUUCUUCAGCUCCUGUUAAACAAGUUCGUCUCCUAGCUCCUUCCUCAGAUGUUCAGAAAACACCUAGGCUUAUCCCUAUUGCAAAAACCCUGAAUUACUCAAACGGAUUUCCUUUGCUUAAACUUGAAUCAGGUUAUCAUUCCAAACCAGCAUUUUUAUAUCCACUAGAGAUGUCAUCAGCUUUUGGUAGACCACCCCAAACACCACGAGAAGCUUGGAAUUCAUCAGAUUCUUUAUGGAACCAUCAGUCAUCAUACACAUCAAGAAAGAACAAGUCAACAGCACAUUUAAGUAUGAGUAGAACUGACCCUGAGAUCCCAAGGCAAAUACAUGAGGAAGAGAAAAGGUGGGCAGAAACUGUGCAUAAGCUACCUCUCAAACACCUAAAUACAAAUCAGUAUGAAGAACAGCAAGACGUAUCAUGUCAGCAGCAGUUCUCUGGUAAUGUAAAAGUGGGGAAUAAUAAACUGAUCACCCAAAACCUGGCUGGUAUUCCACUAUUGCACUUGCAGCUUGACCCAGUACCUAGACUUCCACCAGUUAUAGGACAGCCAAUCACAACUGCUUCAAUACUUGUUAAACCUGUAACAAAGGAGACUGAGUGCAGAGAAACAUUCCAGCACACAGGAAUAUCACUGCUUCAUGCCAAUUUACUUCAAAAAAAUAAGGUGCCAAAACUCAUUCCACUUCAAGAUCUCAUUGCAUUUGAGCAAUGCCACCACCAUCAUACUUUGACCAGUACAUUCUAUGGACAGGGCCAAACUGAAUCUAUCCAGUUACUAAAAACUGAUAUUGAACCAUUUGAACCAAGAGAUGUGCAGAGCAGUAAAAAAAGACAAAAGAGGCGUGAUGAAAAACAAAUGAAAGAGGAAAAGAAGAAACCAACUGUGUCCUUCCAUCCAGAUGACUCCAUUAUCAGUAUUAAUGAUACAGUGAUGCUUGUUGAAUCGGAGACUGGGGAUCAAGAAGCAAAAUCUACCUCUCACCUUCAAGAUAACGUUUUCAUUUCAGUAGACAAACUGGAGGAAGUAAUUACUACUCCAGCAGAACUACAUUACACGGCUUCUACAAAAAAAAAGCCAGCAGAAACUCAAGAUGCAAGUACAAAUACUCAUCCAGUGCUCAAAACAUAUAAGGAUGUUGGAAUCAGUGCUGGAAUUGAGGUUUCUGAAGUUCGAAAAAUUGAGUCAACCAUGUCUGUUCCCAUGCCAGAAUCAUCUAGUGUCCCUGAGUUAUUACCACCAGACAUGUAUAUAAACCUGAGGUUCCCCAGUGAAGUGAAGGAGAAACCUUUACCAUCCUUUCUGCAUGAUGCAUCUGACUUGAGCGAACAUGAAUAUAUCAGUGUGAUCGACAUUGAAGACAGUGACAUCCUUAAUGAUUUACCCAUGAUACCUGAGUCAGGAGAAGAUGUAGGUACUACAGAGCAAAAUGAGAAGUUUGAAAUUCCAUCUACUGCAGAACUUCACCACAGGGCAGCUUCUGUUACUAAUGCAAUUCCACCUGAGCUGCUACAGGAGAAAGACAAUCAUCCCAAAGAUAUAUCAAGCCAAGUGCAAAAGGAAGAUAGACCGGUUUCUUCUAGAGACAGUGUAACUUGGAACAUAGUACAUGAGGAUGCCAGAACUUUUCCUUCUUCAGGGCUGCUGUAUAAAGUAGUUAACAAAGAACACUUUUCCACAAAGCAGCGAGAAAUGGAUAUGCAAUUACAGAUGCUGCAGAAUAUAACAGAAAAUAUGGAAGAGGAUUUCAGAAAUACCAAAAUGCUAGUGAAAAUAAUAGAAGAUUUUGAAAUGGCUGCCAAUUCAGACAUUAAUGCUCAUCCUUCAUUCUCUGAAGAUGCUAGCAUCAUUGGUGAUGAACAUUGCAUGAGGGCCAUGAUUUCUGAAGAUGGGGGUGUUGAAAAGGAGAGCCUAAGACCUGAACAUCCUAUACCCGAUUAUACUGCAUUGGAAUUGCACUCUUCUGCUUCUACAGCCUCUGCUUCUAACUUUCCCAGUGGCAUAAAGUCAUCUUCUGGCUUUCUCAUAGGCAGAGAACUACGUGAUGAUAGGAUUCAUGAUUCUGCUUCUGGACAUUCUAAAAAAACAGAAAAGGAGAAGAAAGAGAUACAAGCAUGGAUGAGAAGAAAACAAAAGGAAAGAAUGAGAGAAUAUGUGAAGAAACUUGAUGAACAAAGACAGAAAGAGCAUAAUCCAUUCCAUUUAAGAAAGAAUAUGCAUUGUAGUCCUACUUCAAAGGAUAUUAAAUUAUUCCAGAAGAAGAAGGAAGAAAAAGACAAAGUGCUGUUCUCUGAACAUCACAGUAUGAGAGUAUCACAAGCGCUUUCUCUGAUGAAUGAAAUGUUAUCUGAAACAGUGUUGUUACCUGCAAGUGAACACAGACCAUUGCCCAGGACAAGAUCUCCUCAAGAGUGUAAAAAAAGGCACAUGAUGUCUGCUAGAGGAGGGCAUCCAAAGACUCAUGGUCUUUCAGAAAGGAGCAGAGCUGCUGCCAAACCCAGCUUUGGCCAAAAAGAUCAUCAUUUUACCCCAACUCUUGGUUUAACAAAGCCUAAGGGACAUGGAAAUCUACUUUUACAGAGAAGUACAGUCAGAGGAAGAAUGAGAAAUACUGCAAACGGUCCUGUUAAUUCCAGACGCUCUGCUGAGUACGGAGUCAGCAGAACACCAAAACAAAAGCCUCCACAUGUUGCCAUAGCAGUUCAGACAGAAGGAACUGAUCAUGAUUCUGAUCGAGAUAUAGAAAGCCCUUGGACUGUGCCUGAUGACAUCCAAAGAAUACUUCAAGAUUCUCAUGACACUUUGUUUCCGGACUCUGCACGUCAUACUGUUAGUUUCUCUCCUGUUGGCGUUAACAACACCGAUGAUGUUUCUGAAAGCACAGAGAGUAUCCUCAGCAAACUGGACUGGAAUGCAAUUGAGGCUAUGGUAGCAGAUGUGGAAGACACAUGAACAAAAUUUCUCAGCCAUUGCACACUUUCAAAACAGUUGCUGGUGAUUUUGUUUUUUUAAUAAUCACUUACUUCUACUUAAAAUGGAUCAAGGCUUUUAUUGAUUAUCUUCUAAGUGGCACAGAAACUCACUGCUUACUGUCUUGCCUGGAUGAAAUUCAAUCCUUUAAUCUGUAGUUUGCUUUCUAAUAUGUCUUCAACUCAACAACAACUAAAUAUAGUUGGUAAAUGCAGACCUGUGGUCUUAAUUAAAAAUAAAUAAAUAAAUCUGGGUCAGUUAUUUUGCCCCUCUCAAACACAUAAAAAGUUUUGUUCUAUUUCAGAACACUGCACAACUGUUUUACAUUUUUAUUUAAUAUUUAACAUUACUAUUGAUAAAGUGAAUUUGUAACUCAACAAUUGUGAUUAGCUGCUUUAAUAAAAGUGGGUUUAUUAGUU